Messenger RNA from Hyla sarda, 2407 nucleotides. RefSeq names its product SLU7 homolog, splicing factor (gene SLU7). Gene Ontology annotation, cellular component: spliceosomal complex. Gene Ontology annotation, biological process: mRNA splicing, via spliceosome. NCBI's taxonomy places the organism in Eukaryota, Metazoa, Chordata, Amphibia, Anura, Hylidae. The transcript has 16 exons. Bases 325 to 2052 code for a protein of 575 amino acids. The record is from RefSeq and is a predicted model, not a curated record. Gene Ontology annotation, molecular function: pre-mRNA 3'-splice site binding.
AGAAACUGUUCAGACAUAAACAUAAUGUCUGAACAGGACCCAAAGCAGAUAAAUGCAAAAUACAGAUAAACGGACAUUACAGAUACAUGUUUAAAUAGUGUGAGUCCAAUUACUGGGUCACCAAAAGAAUAUUAGAAUGAAGUAAGCCUUCUCUCUCCCCACCAAGAUAGCCUCAUUGGGGAGAAGAUAUAUAGAAGAAGAUGUAUAGAGUGGUGACCGAGCAUGCCUCUUACUGAUCCAUACAAGACUAUAGGAAGUGAUGAAACAGCUGAACAUAGAGAGUGUGAUGUUUGUCAAUACUGCUAAUUAAUUAUUAGCUUAGAAAUGUCUGGUGGCACAGAUGUCAUGGCUAGUGGGGGAGGUGUGGACUCAUCAAGCAUGGAUGAACCCAAAAAGAUGACACGGGAAGAUUGGAGAAAGAAGAAGGAGUUGGAAGAACAGAGAAAAUUGGGAAAUGCCCCAGCUGAGGUGGAUGAAGAAGGAAAAGACAUCAAUCCUCACAUUCCUCAGUACAUUUCUUCAGUCCCAUGGUAUGUGGAUCCAACGAAGAGGCCAACUUUAAAACAUCAGCGACCCCAGGAUGAGAAGCAGAAGGAAUUCUCAGCAAUGGGAGAAUGGUUUAGGAGAGGCGUUAAAGAGGGCACAAUUGCAACUAAGUAUCGCCAGGGAGCUUGUGAAAACUGUGGCUCUAUGAGUCAUAAGAAAAAAGACUGUUUUGAGAGACCUCGGAGAGUUGGUGCAAAAUUCAAUGGAGCUAACAUUGCUCCAGAUGAGUUUGAACAACCCGAGCUUAUGCUUGACUAUGAUGGCAAGAGAGAUCGAUGGAACGGGUACAAUCCAGAUGAACACAUGAAAAUUGUUGAGGAACAUGCCAAAGUUGACUUGGCAAAACGUACAUUAAAGGCUCAAAAACUUCAAGAGGAACUGGCCUCAGGAAAACUUUCAGAACACGUGAGCUCUCCAAGACACCAUUGGGGAGAAGACGAUCAUACCGCUCAAACAGAUCGCAACAGCGAGGAUGAAGAUGAAGACAAAUAUGCUGAUGACAUUGAUAUGCCUGGACAGAACUUUGAUUCCAAGAGGCGCAUCACAGUCCGAAACCUUCGUAUCCGAGAAGAUACUGCCAAAUAUCUGAGAAACUUAAAUCCAAACUCUGCAUACUACGAUCCAAAGACGAGAGCCAUGAGGGAAAAUCCAUAUUCUGAUGCAGGGAAGAAUGCAGAUGAGGUCAGCUACGCUGGAGAUAAUUUUGUCCGAUAUACUGGAGACACAAUCUCUAUGGCACAGACACAAUUGUUUGCCUGGGAAGCCUAUGAGAAAGGUUCAGAUGUACAUCUUCAGGCCGAUCCUACUAAACUGGAAGUUUUAUGCAAAUCAUUCAAAGUUAAGAAAGAAGACUUCAAAGAAGACCAGAAAAAGAGUAUCCUAGAAAGAUAUGGAGGACAGGAACAUUUGGACGUUCCACCUGUGGAGCUGCUUCUAGCCCAAACAGAGGACUACGUGGAAUACUCUAGACACGGCACUGUCAUUAAGGGACAGGAGAAGGCAGUCACUCGCUCGAAGUAUGAAGAAGAUGUUCUCAUAAAUAACCACAUGUGUAUCUGGGGUUCAUAUUGGAAAGAUGGAAGAUGGGGCUACAAGUGUUGCCAUUCUUUUGUUAAGAUGUCUUAUUGCACCGGGGAAGCUGGGAAAAGCAUCAGUAAUACUGAUAUAUGUGAAGAGGAACUGGAAGCAAUGGAAGAGAUUUCUAAGCCGAAGACAUUAGUGGAGAUGCAUCAAGAAAAAAUGAAGAAAAAGAAGAAAAAGCACCGUAAAAAUGGUGGUUCUGACAGUGAGGGUGAAGAGAAGAAAAAGCAGGAGAAACUUAAGAAGGCAUUGAAUGCUGAGGAGGCUCGUCUUAAACAUGUUGAAGAAUUACUGCAAGUGGAUGAAAGGAAGAGAGCAUACAACAGCCUAUAUGAGUCACGAGAGCCUACAGAGGAGGAGAUGGAGGCGUACAGGAUGAAAAGACAGAGGCCUGAUGACCCAAUGGCCUCAUUCCUUGGACAAUGAUUCCCCAGUUGUAGAGUUCACCAAGAAUUGUUUAUUCCUUUUUUAUUUUCCUCCCAUCUGGCGCCCAAUUUGUAUAGCUUGUUACACGUCUUAAAAAUUAGCAUAUCGUCUAAAAUGUGUCUCUCUACGUUAUACUGUGUAUAAUGAUGAUCUGAAUUAUCCCAUUAAAUAUUUAACAUAAAUGACUGUUUAUUCACAACUGCAGUUUUAGGAGUAGAAAUUGAUCAGUCCCGAUAAUGGUAUUGUCACAAGUGCCGUAUUUUGCGCAUUGGCUUCUGCAUAUUUUCCCACCCAUUGGAGUCAAUUGACAUCAAUGGGUAGGAAAAUGCGCAGACGCAAAAUACAGCACGUGUGA